AUGGGAAUACCUUCCUCCUAUUUAAGCCUGAUCCCACCGCCUCCCGUCACUCCGUACUCCCCUGAAGGCGGUCAUUAUUAUUCCUCCGCCCCCCCCGUCUUCCCCGGCCUGGACGUCAGGCCUCGACUGGGCUCCAAUAGCACAUCGAGCCCCUCGGGCAUGGCACAUGCCCCUCGGUCCACAACAUUGCCACAUCCAGGAUCACACUUGGGUGCUGCGCGUGAUAUCUACGCGACAGGGACGCCCUCCUUCAACAGGCGCCAGCCAGAUCACCACUUUAUCCCGCGGUCCCCCUCCUUCCCUUCACGACGGCCUCACCUCUCGCCCACCAACAGCCCGGCCAGUUACGCCUCUCUCAAGAUGGACUCUGGAUUCGGGUCCAAGUCGCAGCAAAACAUCCCGCCACUGGGAAGCUUGACACAACACGGCCAUUUGUCAUAUGCUGACCAGAAUUCGACUCCCAUCAAGGUGGACAUCAACGGCAUCAUCGACAAGGGCUUUUUCCUGGCCGACAAUGAGUGGACCUGCUAUAGACGCAACUACUUCUCAUGCAUUUGCUCAUUCUCUCUGUCGCCCGUGCUCCCGCAUGCGGGCAUCCAGUUCCAGCCAACGGGAUCUACACAGGCGCACACAGUGUUCGGCUUCGCCAUGUGUAUUUCUGCGGUCGUGGCAGACAACGACAACCACUCCAUUGAGCUCGUCCAGCACACGCCCAAGCGAGACAAAGGGCCAAUCGCCAAACCAGAGAAAGUCCGGCUCUCAGCAAAGCCGCAGCAGGCUACACACCAUCCACUCGCAUUGUACGGGCCAGACGGCGGCCUCGCAUCCUCCAGGCCCUACGAUCAAGGCUUUGGUGCUCCUCCGCAGAAUUCGGCUCCCACUGAACACACAUUUGAGCGUAUUCAGUUCAAGCAGGCCACGGCCAACAACGGCAAGAGGAGGGCUGCACAGCAAUACUAUCACCUUAUCGUGGAGCUGUGGGCAGAUGUUGGGCAGCAGCAGGGCUCGGACUCGUACAUUAAAGUUGCGCACAAAAAGUCUGCCAAGAUGAUCGUGCGUGGGCGCUCUCCUGGACACUACCAGCCCGAGAGGAGGGGAAGCACGAGCAGCGGGCCUGGAGGUUCUGGCGGCGGCAGUGUCGGUGGAGGCUUUCCGCCGGGACUGAUGGGCCCCGGUGGUGAAUAUUCUACCGGAUCCUCCAUACUCCAGGGAGGGUAUCCAUCGUACGACCCUCGUUCUAAUCCCUAUGGCGGUACUCGACAUCAUCACGAGCUCACCAUGGAGCCCAUGAUCUCGGCGGAUGAGGUCAAGGCCAUCGCCGAAACGAAGGCCUAUCAAUACUACCCUGCAACAAUUUAUGAGAGCGAACACGAUCCGAGACAUCACCAGCAUCACCCAGUUGAACUCUUCACGCACUCGCGUCACGAUGCCUCAGACAGCGGGACCAACAGCUCCAUGAGUACAGGAUUCGACCCAGCCAAGGUGAAGCCUGAGAUGGAAGGGCUUCCAAGCAUCUUCUACCCACCACAGUCCUACUACGCCAACAACCGCUGCAGCCGGUUCGAAGGCAAGCCGAGCUCGGCUGGACAUUACCCUACGCUCAUUCCACCGCCUUCUUCCUCUUCAGCAAUGAACAUGACGUGAUAGACACACGACGCCGUUCAGCUUGUACCUAUUUGACGUAACGACACAUUUUCUACCAACGGCUUGGGCGCUCCACGACUUUGAACGAGCCAGCGAGCGAUGAUCUACUCUUUACACAACAGCUUUGCAAAAUCUCAUGAACAAUAUAAACCAAAAAAGAAAAAAAAACGUGGAAGAAAAGGUGGUUAAACAUCAAGAGCAUUUUUCUAUUCUUCCGGUUCUUGAUCUCUCAGGCUGGAAAGCACAAAAGGUCUCUAGAGCUUAUUGAGCCUGUCGGGAAUAGGCACAAGGAAAUCGGUUAUCAAGAGCUGGACGGGCAAACUGGUUUCUACGGGGCAUGGAUUUCGGCUUUUCUAUCUUUGUUGUGCUUGGAAGUAAUGGAGGGGUGGUUGCUACGCGGCACGGUGGUUUGAACAGCUUACCUGAUGCUGGCCACAACACACGCCACACAUCACAGACACACACACACGCAUGCGAUAUGGGUAUGGGUACGGAUACAUACACGGGACUUGGGAUCGGAAAGAACACCAAACGGUUGGGUUGUUACUGGGAGGAAUUUUCGUCGGCUUAUUUGCUUCUACUUCUAUUGAUCUUUCCUGCUUUUCGGCUUAGGAAAGUUGUUUAAAAAGGGUUUUAGGUACAAGGGUCGGAACCACCAGGUCAGAGAGCAUUGCAAGGAUACCCGGGUGCAUCGUCUUUAAUUUCUGUUUUUGUCUUUUUUAUUUGCCUUGUCAGAUUUCACUAACCCAACCCACCACACGUUGCGUUUCAUUUACUUUACUUCUUGGACGUUGUUGCCUUUCAGCGAUCAUCGGUAUGUGUUUGUCUUUGGCGGCGAGAUAUCGGCGCAGGGAGGUUGAACGACGGCCUGUGUCACCUACCAACAACACCUCAGCCGCGUCAGUCGGGUUCAAGGGAACAAGCCGAAACAGACUUUCUUGCAAGUGCUGCAGAAUAGUGUCUGUACUGUCAGGGUGGCCAUGAGGGAACCGCAAGGAUGAUUUUGGCCCAGGCCAGGCCGCCGAGAAAUUCAGGACCUUUGCGAUAGGAACAGGUAGAUGGGGCAGACACAAGACCGACAGACGGGCAGCACUGAGCGUGGGCGAUCAAAAACACGGCUCAUACAACUCGGAACAGGGAAUGAGGAAAUGGUUGGAUGGGCGCAGGGGAUAACCUUGCGAGGACUCAGAUCACGAACGCCCCUAAAUCCGUUCAAGGUUGUUGGUAGCUCCGGCUCUCGCUCGUCUGCAGGGAUUUCCAUUCUGGCGUGUUCAUUUUGUUAUUUCCACUCCCUUGCUUUUUUUCUAACAUUCAAUGUAUUCAUCUUUGUUCUGACUUCGUCAAACCAGCCUGUCAAGCUGAUCUGUCUACCGUAUUGGCCGCUUUGCCCUGUUCGCGCUUCUGGUUCAUCCAUCCAGUGUACCCAGCGCGUCAAAAAUAACGGGCAGGACCCAGGUGCAAGAUUGUCAACCGUGUAACACGAACACCUUCAGCCAAGCAUGACUAGGACCUAACAAGAGCAAGGCCAUUGUACGUUGGUGCGAGGCACAGGCGCAACACCUCUCUAGUCCCCACGACAGAAGUUAGUGUGGCAGUCCAUUUUCUCAUCUAAAGUUACACAAGAAAUCGAAGCUUGGUUGCACAAGGGACUCGAACACCGAAGGAUCGCCCCAGCAGCUGAUUGCGGUUGGUUGGUUCUCCGCCAGAAUCUGACGGCCGGUGACACGAGGCAGACGAGAAGCGCCAUGGCCCUCAACCUCUACCGCCAAACCUCGCACAAACUCUGUCUUGACCUCAAACACCUGGGGCUAUCUAAAUGCGACCCUGAUAUUAUGGCUUCAGAGCAUGCUGCAUACUCCAGUGGGGGGGGGGGGGAGAGGGAAUACACUUAUCACGCAGCCUCGGAGGACCAUUUCGAACAGAUUGGGUCUGACUAAUCUGCUCUGUUGGUUUUCGUGUCCCCUUGGUUUUGCCUGUCAGGAGAUGCGGAAGGACCCGGUGGUUGCAUCUGAGGAACAUGCUGACCAGCGGUGAUAAGGUGACCCCAAAAGGGCAACGGCUUCACCAAAAGGCGGGGUACCUCCCAUCAUUAUGCCUUCUGCUUCACCUAUACCUUUAAGAGUUGAAAGGAUCGCAAAUCGAAUACGUGGAGAUUUGCUUUCUAGGUUGGCCUGAACUAUACGACGCGGCCCCGGGAUGCUUCGAGAGCUCCAUGCUGCAGGUGGCUGGCUGCCCGGCUUGAUCUGACGGCCGGAAGGCCGGGAUGGCAUCACACUCAUCGCAUCGCACUGGACUCGCGUUUUUAAAUUCCCCACAGUGACGAGUUGCUCUGCCACGUUUCAAGUAGGUGAUUCCAAUCGCUGCUGCAGUUGUAUGGCUGUGUGCGUACCCGCAAGUCUGCCUCAACCUGUGUGGCCCGGCCAUCUUUCUGCAGUUUCCAUGGCCACCAUGGGUGGAAGGACCUACUCUCGUCCUCGCGAAUGUCUCUAGCUAGGUCCUCUGCUCUUUCCUAUCUGCCUUCGUGUGAGGGUGGGUAAGCCGCAGCAAACAAUCUCAUCACUAUGCACGCCAUGGAAAUGCAACAUGUCAAAAAAAACCGUACACCAAUUUGAGCAAAAAAAGAGCGCUACAACCAGCAAGGAAAACCGCCAGAUUCAUGACGCCCCCCACCAUGCAGAACGACCCUGGGGAGGAUGCCAGCUGAUUGCCACACUUGUUGUUUUCACCUCCCCGGGCCAUCAUGUAACUGUAUUACGACACAGCACAUUCUUCCAGCAGCAUCUUGAACCACGGUCAUAUCGCCAUUUUUCAAAAUUCGGUGGGGACGGUCAUUUGAGGUUGUGCAGCCCUGAACGCUUGGCUGUGUCGUGUCACCGCUUAUCCGCUCAUCUGCCGAAGAGGCCGGUCUGGGGCCGGUCCACCCUCCCUCCUACCUCAGGAUGACUUGCAUGAACCGAGCUCGAAGGGCCAGCAACACAUUAUUUUUAACAACCCGUCCGCCAAGAGUCAGCACCCCAUCCCCAAAGCAGCCGGCAUGCCAUCCGCGCACACCGGUCUGCUAGCUUUCGUCAUUAUUGGGUUGUUCACCAACGAGAGAGCUUCAUUUUUCGGUCCAGUCCCCCCCCCCCCGAAAUCACACCCUGUGCCGAUGCAUCGCUGCCAAUGCACUGCCUCGAACUCAUAUUGAGGAUAACCCCACCGAACCUUUCAGGCCGCGGAAGCCAGCCCCGUUGAUUCGACAGAAUCCCCAACUACAACACAACAAGUUGAGUCACAGAUGUUCUGGCUGCGCAGAACCUUAGGCACCCUCCAUGAGAAAUCACUGGCAGGAAGGGGAGUGGAUGUCACCUGGUGACCAAAGGCGCGGCGCAGUGUUAGCAACUCAACCUGGCCGGAGGUCCCUCGUUCGGCUGCUCCGUGCAGAACACUGUCAUAAGAAAUCAAGCAGCGAAAGAUCAAGGAAGGCUUCGGAGACUGGAGGUCAAAAGCGCAGGCGCUAGUGGGAGCCAUAGAGGUUCUUGGCUCUUCAUAGCGUAUGGUGGUGGUGCCAGAACCCUGCAAGUGCGCCAUGGCAAGCGUAUGGGGGUCUGUGUUUCCACUGCCGGCGAUCUGUCACUUUACACGGCACCGAAGGCACUUCUCCAACUGGGGGACAACCGCUGGGACUCCCCGCACCUUUGGUACACCCCAACUCGACCCGAGAGAGCGGUAGAGGGGCUUGAGCCCCCCCGCAAUGGGAGCGCCAUUGGGAACACAACAGGACGGACAGCGCAGUAGCGUAGUGCCCAGGGCCAUUUGCGCUAUCCGCAACGCAAGGGCAGAUGGUUGGGAACACCGUUUCUUGGUUCUUCUCAUGUGGCUCUAUCCAUUUGAUUCCCACUGCUGAAACUCCGAGAGCAUUCGGCGAAAUAUAAACCAGGCACAAGGCGAAGGUUGGCGAUUGGUAAGAGACGAUCAGGGAAAGCCCGAAGCCGAUCUCCGUUCCGCGUCAGCACGUGUGGACAACUCCGUAGUUUCGGGCGCGAACGGAGCAAACCUCGGGGUUGUUGUGCGGCGCAGUCACCCAGCUUGCACUAGAACGGGCCGGACCAACAGCAUCGUCAGGCCUCAACCACUGAACCAACACCAGAGGCCAAGCAAGGUAGGGGCAAGCUCACUGGAAGCGUCUGUUGUCUAAAUAAGGUUUCGGGGCUAAGUCGCCUAAAACCACAAGGAUCACCAUCAUCCUGGGGGCUGCCCCCACCGUGCCCGCUUGUGUCCAGGGCUUGACCUGUUGCCAAGGCGCGCUGCUUCUGCUCGUCCCGCCCUUGGUGUCGUCGCACAAACCUCUGAACAGCAACACACGAAGUCGGGCCUGCCGCCAUGCACAAGGCUCACGAACCAAUUUUGAAGAGUUGGGACACGCUUGUCUUCUGGGUGGGGCAGGAGAUAUCGUGCCAUGAAGAAAGAGACAGAAACCGGGCUAAAUCUGUUUCCCUAGCACACCCCCCUGAAUACAAGAUACGAGAUCUCCGGAACUAGCUCCGAAAGUUUUGAGCUGGACGCACCGGGGCUUGAAAGUAAUCAACGAACUGUUUUCGACUAGAAGGCCGAUAACGGCAGCUAGAGAGUGCAAGACAUUGACAUAUGGCUGACGCUGAGUCUCGAUCCCGACAAACCAUUACGCCUUGUACCUCCAUCUCUUGGACCUGGUUUUGCCAGAUAGGAGUGGUACUGCACCACCAAACUCAACACCAUCACGCUACCACAGCAUUAUGCUGGUGCAACGCGGCUGCCGUUGCGGCCCGUGUUUUUGUUGCUGCAGCGUCCUUUCAGAAAGUAAUCAUUGUUGGAUGUUGUUUCACCUCGGUCUAACGACCUUGCCGGACCGUCCCGCUGCCGUCAAGUGAUGACUGGUCUUGUCUUGGCCGAUACUAUUUUCUUCUGACCGCCUCUUGACUUUUUUCACGUUUGCUAUAUGCCUCUGCUCUUGUCGGUGCGGCCUUCGCCGGGGGGUCUGCGACGAACCCCUGCAGCCAGCCGCCAUCUCCGAUCCGUUUUGCGGGAAGGCUUCGGUCCCGGAGUUCCAUCUCCGAGAGCGAUGGGCGAAAUCCCGCUGUCAUCCCAACAGCAUAUUCCAGUCAGCUGCAACUGCCGCUGCCGGUGUAAAAAUCACGGCGAGGUCAGCCUUGUCCUGCAUCUGUUUCAUUUAUAUCUUCUUAUCAGCCGUGGCUGGUGAUGAAUGAUGUUCCAUUGUAAGUAAAGCCACCAUCUUCUCGGGCGGUCUUUUAGCGGAACAAGCCGACAGAACCAAUCUGCGUGCAUGCUGCGGUGAAGAAUCUUACAGCCUCAAACAUUGGGGGGCGGGGUGGGAGCUACUUGCGUGAUGCAACGGGCUUUCGGCAUAUCCAUCUGGUGACUGGGUGAGGUUGGAGUUUGGUAAUCGACAAAGACCGGGGGAUUGGGGCUUCCCGUGGUUGGCGCUGGCUGGCUACCGGGAAUGAAGGUGUAUGUACCACAAGCGUUAGGCUGACCGCUUGUUUGGUGGGAUAUUUGCUCGUCUUUGGGUUGACAUUCGGCGGGAUUAAAAAAGGGCUGGUGGGAAAUAUUUAGGCGAGUUUAUUGUCUGGCAGGUGCUGUUGGUGGAAUCGCGCCAGAGAACGGGAACUGUUGCUGGGACUAACAGCUUUUUGCACUGAGACUUGGUUGCAGUAAGCUUGGGUCACACAGCAGAUACAACUUCACCUAAGUUUGUAGGGCUGAGAUGUGUGCGUGUAGGCCGUUUGGUAAAAGUGACUUGUAUAUAUGUAUGCAUGCCUGUCGAUCGUCAAAAAUGACAGAAAAGACAUGAAACGCUGGGGUUGUUGUAGGUGUGUGGUUGGUUGGAUUGUGCGGUCCAUUCAGAAGGCGAAAUGAGAGGGAGGGGGUGGGGAUACACGAGUGGCUGUAUUGGCUGGAUUUAUUCGCGAGGCUGUAUAUGCCCCGGUGGAUGGACCUUUACAAUUGGACCUACCUAUCACUGGCGAAGAGCCGCAUGAAAAGAGGGGGCUGUGCUUGAGGGCGACGGUGGAAGGCGACAUAUACGACGGCGAGAAGCAUAGAUUAAUCGCCCACCAUUCAUGAAGCCUCCCUCAGCCUUGUGAGGUUAUCCUUCGGCCAUUUUUAUGCUUGAGAAAUGGACCUUGCGCCUCUUACUCCGGAGGGCGGGGGUUGAGUUUACUCCGGAGUCCGGUUGCAGGUUUGUGGCUGGAGCUGGCGUGUGGAGCGUGAGUGAUGUCUUCUGAAAGAACCUGGAAAGGCCAAAGGGAGCUGAGCGGAUUUCGGGCAGUUAGGUCCAUGGGGGUGAGCAGUGACGUUGGUGGCUACAAGGUUCACGGAGAUGGGGUGGUAUUGGUGGUGUUGGUAGUUUUCUUUUCGGUGUGUGGAGGGCCUGCGCACGGGUGGUCAUGCGGAAGGGAAUUGUCAUUGCCGUGGGUCGGUGAUGGAGGUGCGGGUUAGAAUGUGUCGAAGUGUAUUCGCCGAUUUCCUGAUUGGGAGCUGUGGAUGAGUAUGCAACACAGGUCCUGAGCAUCGAGCUUGGCCAUGACGAGCUGAGGGUGAGAGAAAUUCUCGCCGGUCUGGAUUUCCACCAUCGUCUGGGGUGGGGUGAGAGCAGCGGAAACCGUUUUUCUGUUUGGAAGUGUGGUUGUGGAUUCCAUACUGUUUACCCAUACUGUCAAGACGAGACCAUUCCCUUUCUAGCUUAGAGCUGGGGAAAAGUUGUCUUUGUACCUCUAACUGGGCGGAACGUACCCUCUUGUUUCACCCAUGUAUCUUUUUUCUUUUCGUUUUAAGUGGGUGUGGAAGAACGAAAAAAAAUGCAGUGUCUUGGUUUUUGAGAUUUGGGCAUGCAAGCCCACGAUCUCUGACUGGUUAGCACAGGGUCUUCGAGAGCGAGACAUGCAUGGGAUUGGAAAGAGUAUCCUGUUGUUCCUUUCUUCUUCAGCGCUUUCUGACGCACACGUGGAUGAGGGAAAACGGGAUUUUCAGCUGGGGCCGUCAAUGUGAGUCUAUCAUUGCUCUUUUAGAAGGGUACCGGUGAGGUUAUUAACAACUGGUUUGAUAGUACCGGUGAGAAAAUAACCUAAUAAGAUAUCUGUAGUUUUCUUUUCGGGUCCUAGCUAUCUAUUCUACUUAAUUUAAUGGAAGAUACCGCUGUUAUCAGCAUAGUGAGAAUAUACCCAUUCAUAAUAACGCAGUAGAAGCCGAUAGUGUUCGGACCUCAGAAAGUAUAAUAAGAGCAUACCCUAAGAGGCAGAGCAAUCCCGCGCAACAUCCGGGGUAAAGUUGUCAAAUGGUGUGGGGGUCAGAUGAUGACCGAUAGGGCAAUCCCGACCAUCGCUCCAAUCAAAUAUCGCGGCCUUGGUUCAGUGAUAAAUAAUCGUUUGCGUCAAGUCCGAAAAGUGAUUUUUGAAGAUGACCAUGCUGUCAGUCAGUGAAAUGGUGAGUCAAAGUCAGCAUCUGCCCGAUAUUGACAGCUCCAAUUUCUUGACCGUUAACAAACAUCCAGCAGCCAUCCCGACAAGGGUCACGUCCAAACAGUCGGGUACCAGCUUAUUUCUCGACCGAGAUCGUUUCCGGGCCCGGAAGCAGCCGUUUCGGAGAAGGCCAGCGUCAGAUUCUCUGGCAGUUUGGGUGGCGCUUUUCAGUUUUCGGGAAGGCCGGGGUGCCGCUAAGCCCUAAAAUGUGAUUGACCCCAGGGAGUUUGGAUUGGGGGGUUCUUGGGAUCUUGGCUGCUGCUUAUCAGGGUAUGUAGGAUUGGCAACGACCAACAAACGUGGGAAUAGUAACACAAAGCUCACCACUCGGCCGUAUUAGAUUGAUGCGGUAGGGUUUGCUUAAUGUUGGACGGCGGUCAGUCAGUUGAGCCGAGGGUGCAUGGUGGAGACGACGGUUUUGCCCCUGACUACGCGGUUGCCACGAUGUUUACUUCCUGCAGGGGAAAAUCGAGUUUGAUAGAGUUUUUCCACUUUCCAAUCUGAAGAUGAUAUGUGAUUGAUUCAGACUAUCUCUUGGUAUCCGUUGUGCUUCGGGUUUGUCCUGCUGUGUACACACACUUCCGCCAGGAUAUGAAUAGGGUA
Podospora bellae-mahoneyi is the source of this 9743-nucleotide messenger RNA. RefSeq lists its product as uncharacterized. Lineage: Eukaryota; Fungi; Ascomycota; Sordariomycetes; Sordariales; Podosporaceae. Gene Ontology annotation, molecular function: DNA binding; DNA-binding transcription factor activity. The record is from RefSeq and is a predicted model, not a curated record. Gene Ontology annotation, biological process: meiotic cell cycle; positive regulation of transcription by RNA polymerase II. Gene Ontology annotation, cellular component: nuclear chromosome.